ACAAAUAUUAUAUAUAAUAUAUAUAUCGUUAUAGACAAACAAAAAUACAGCUAAAUUAUAAAUGAAAUUAGCAAAUGUGAAAUUUAAACAUAAUAGGAUAAUCCUAAUCAAAAGUAUUAGAGAGAUAUAAGCGUUGUUUAUAAUUUAUAUUUGCAAGAAAGAGUCUAGGUGUACAGUUACAAAAAAAAAAAAGAGUUUAGGUGUAUCUAAGUUGGAAAAGGAAAGAAAGAGAGAAAUAUAUUCCAAACAGUUACUGGAAUAAUAAACUCAGCUUAAUGAAAAUCAAACACAAGCCUAACUAGAAAAGGAUUCGAGAGAUUUCUGAAAAAGGAAAAAGAAAACAUGCAUACAUAUCACAAACGGGAUUAUAAUCAUCAUCUUUAAUGAAGUCGAAGUAAAAUCCGUAAGCGGCAAGGAUUAGGUUCCGUAAAAGGUGUUAUAAAAAGAGAGUUAGGGUCUUGUUUUUUCUUACUCAAAUACUUAUCAUCAAAGUUCUCAGAUAAUUCUACUAAUAAUGGCGACAACAACAAGAAUGUUCUGCUUCAUGCUCGCGAUGGUUCUAAUGGGAUGUUGUUGCUCGGCAAAAAUCUACAAAGUGGGAGACUCGAAGGGAUGGAUGAUAGCGAAGCACGGUAGCUAUUAUGAAUGGACUAAGCGUAAGGAAUUCCAGGUGGGGGAUUCUCUGAUGUUUGAAUACGAUGGCAACGUCAACGAUGUCACUCAAGUUUCCAGUCGUUUGGAAUACCAAUUCUGCAACUCUCUUUCUCCUAAAGCUUUCUACAACACAGGGCAUGAUGUCGUGACACUCACGGAACCAGGUUAUCACUUCUUCAUCACCUCAAAUCGUUCUCAAUGCUUAGCCGGACAGAAACUCGUCGUUUAUGUCGUCCAUGACCAUCCGAUGAUUCCUCCACCACCACCACCGAGAAAGAUCCUUCCUUUCGGGAAAGAUUACAAGGUCGGUGACUCCAACGAAUGGAGGGUUCCUGAAGAGAGUGACUUCUAUUCCAAGUGGAGUGAGGAGAAACAGUUUCAUGUGGGAGACAAUCUUCUUUUCUACUACAACGACCAAGUCGAUGACGUCCUAGAAAUCAACAGUGAUCUUGAGUUCAAAUCUUGCGACACUACUUCUCCUGUUGCCGUGCACAAUGCUGGACAAGAUCUCAUAAGGCUAACGAAACCAGGAAUCCGCUAUUUUAUUACCUCAAAGAUUGGUCAUUGUGAGGCUGGGCUUAAGCUUCGAGUUGUGGUGCGACCACUAUCCAAAAGUGUUCCGAAGAAGAUGCAGUUGUCACCUUUCGACCGUCUCAUCAAGUGGCUACAUGAUUCCUUCACACCCCACCCCCAUCACUAAGAAAUUCAUUUCUCUUUUUUUGUUUUUUUUGAGCUUAUCCUCUCUUUUUUUUUGUGCACCGAGCUUAGCUUCUUAAGUGUUUUUCUUUCUCACUAGUUUUUGUUCUUUAGUUUAUUUUCCAAAUAGCGUGUGUUUCUAUAUUAAAUAUUAGUGUUUUCUUUAUCAGACGAGUCAAGAUGAUCCAUAAUCCGAUAUCUGCCAUAUCAGAUUCUCCAUCUUACCAUCACCAUCUUAGCAUCAUCGCCAUUGUUGUCAUUUUCAUGCUCGUAAUUCACAAGUUUGUUCUUUUGGACAUGUCUGAACUUGAUAACAAAGUAUUGAAUACGAACAUCAAACAAACUGGCGCAAAGCACGGGUACCCUGUAUUGAUUUAAAAGGAAGACAUUACACAAAGCACACACCUAAUAAACACAAAAACUCACCUCAUCGAACAACCCUAAUCUCUAGAGCUCCAAUAGCCCAUCUUUACUCCUCAGCUCUCGAUAAAGAGCACAUAAAGAUUCCUCCAUUACACAACAACAUUCCACCAAUACUUUGUUAUCAAGUUCACAUUGUUGUCAUUUUCAUGCUCGUAAUUCACAAGUUCGAUCGAAGAAAUCGGUUGGGCAAAUGUAAGGAUUGCGCUCUGCAUCUGUUCCAGAAUCUGAUUUAAUGGAGCUUGGCUCUGUAUUUUGAGCUCUGGCUGUGGAGGAAUUGGCAACAACCGCCAUCAGAACCCAACAAGCACCAUCUCCGGCGACUCUCGCAUCUCUCCUCUCAGUCACCAUAUCUUCAUCUUUAACCAACUCCGGCGACUCCUUUUCCCCCUCACCUUUCCUUCGGUCACUUUUCUCUCAGAUUUGUCAGCCUGUCACUUUCGAUCAUUAAAG
Molecule: messenger RNA, 2223 nt
Organism: Brassica napus (rape)
Lineage: Eukaryota; Viridiplantae; Streptophyta; Magnoliopsida; Brassicales; Brassicaceae
Product: blue copper protein-like
Exons: 1
Coding region: 515-1354 (279 amino acids)
Cellular component (GO): plasma membrane
Molecular function (GO): electron transfer activity
Source: RefSeq, a predicted model, not a curated record